Myxocyprinus asiaticus (Chinese sucker) is the source of this 2789-nucleotide messenger RNA. RefSeq names its product angiopoietin-related protein 3-like. Lineage: Eukaryota; Metazoa; Chordata; Actinopteri; Cypriniformes; Catostomidae. The transcript is spliced from 7 exons. The record is from RefSeq and is a predicted model, not a curated record. Gene Ontology annotation, biological process: cholesterol homeostasis; phospholipid catabolic process; phospholipid homeostasis. The coding region runs from base 98 to 1495 and encodes 465 amino acids.
UGAGAAGGGAGUAGAGAGAAAAGGAAGCUAGAGCCUGCAUUAGGAACAAAGCAGACGCAAUCAGCAAAGCUGUCGCAACGCCACCAAACCGGCUAAAAUGAAGUUAGUCUUUCUGUUUUUAUUGCUUGUCUUGUCCAUGACAAGUGCAGUCCCUAAUCCAAGGAAAGUGCCUACAGAGGCACCCAUUUUAACCACCCCGACACCAUUCGAGGCUAAAUCCCGCUUUGCCAUGUUAGAUGAUGUACGACUGUUGGCUAACGGACUGCUCCAGCUCGGUCAGAGUCUCCGGGAGUUUGUGCACAAGACCAAGGCUCAGAUUAAUGACAUUUUCCAGAAGCUCAACAUCUUUGACCGCUCCUUCUACCAGCUCUCGGUAGUUACUAGUGAGAUCAAAGAGGAAGAGGAGAAGUUGAAGAAGACAACCACAUUUUUGAAGACCAACAACGAGGAGAUCAGGAACUUGUCACUGGAGAUAAACUCCAAAAUCAACAACAUUCUGCAGGAGCGAAGUCAGCUGGACAACAAGGUUGGUGGACUGGAGGAGAAGCUGAAGGGCUUGUCUCAGAGCAUGAUGCCCCUAGAGCAACUUCAGGAGAUCUCUGCCUUGAAGGAUGUGAUUGUAACGCAAGAAAAGACCAUCACAGACCUGCUUAAAUCUGUGAAAGAGCAACAUGAACAGCUCAACUACCAGAAGACCAAAAUUAAAAGCCUUGAGGAUAAGCUGAAUUAUGACACUUUUCAAGAGACAGCUGAAAAAACUUUGGAUUUAAGUCCUGAGACACCUGACCCUUUUGGGUACUUGACCAUAAACUCAACCAAUGGAACUAUGAACUCUGACUUUCCAAUGGAUUGCAGUGAUGUUUUCAAAAGAGGCCAGAGGAACAGUGGAGUUUACUCGAUCAAACCCAAUCAAUCCGAACCUUUCAAUGUGUACUGCGAGAUAAGUUCUGAUGGAGCAGCCACAGUCAUCCAGAGGAGGGAGGAUGGUUCUGUUGAUUUUGACCAGUUGUGGGAGAGAUAUGAACAUGGAUUUGGCAAACUAGAAAAAGAGUUCUGGCUUGGCUUAGAGAAGAUCCAUUCCAUUGCUCAUCAAGGAGAAUACAUUUUACACAUUGAACUGCAAGACUGGAAAGAUGAAAAGAGAUUUAAAGAGUACAUGUUCACCCUGGAGGGCCCUGCAUCUGAUUACACCCUUCAUCUCACACCUUUAUCUGGAAAUCUGCCUGAUGCCAUGAGCAACCACACAGGCAUAAAGUUCUCAACCAAGGACAGAGACAACGAUAAUCUUGAUGAGUCCAACUGCGCCCGCAACUACACAGGUGGUUGGUGGUUUAAUGCAUGUGGGGACACUAACUUAAAUGGGAGAUAUGCCUGGAUGAGAUCAAAAGCUCGACCACAACGUAGGAAAGAGGUCUACUGGAGGCCAGCCAAAGGAAGCUCCUAUACCCCCAAAUCCACAAAGAUCACCAUCAGGCCAUCAGCCCAGAUUCAAUAAUCCCUGACCUUUUUCUCCAUUGGGCAAUUCCAGAUCAAUAAGAGGGGUCACAAUGGAAGAAGGCACUAGCCAACAAAGCUUUCCCCCUUCUUUAUAGACAGUCCAAAAUGGCUGAUUUUCCACCACAGAAUGAUGCAACUGCAACAAUUCAUUGACUUUAGUAGAGGGUAGAAAGCAAGUCAAAGGGGUAUUGCAACAUCCAUGUGUUGGUUCAGGAUCAUUAUAGAUCAUUGGAUUACAACCUUGUACCUUGUUGAGGAAAAAGAAUUGGUUUUAAAAAAUCAUGAAACUGAACAUAUUCAAACAGAAAGCUGAACAGACCUAUGGAAUAUCUGGUGCAUGAUAUUAUUAAGAGUGGACUAGAUUUAACAAGUUUGUAGACUAUACGCACACUAUUAUAGAACUAGAUUGCAUUCAGCUACAGAGAUUCUCAUUGUCUUGUUUAACUUUUAUUGUAUUUUAACUUAAAGAUUGUAUUUAAGCAAUGUUCAAAAAUGUGCAACACUAGAAAAGCAAUGGGUAACACUUUAUAAUAGUCUAACUUUCAAUAAGUCUUGAACCAACAUAAAAUUCUUAACAGCAGUAACAGUAACAGUAGAUUAUGUACAGUACAUACAAAUGUGAAAAUAUGAAUAAAUAUAAUUUCAUUACAAGUUUCUUGAUAUUUAAAUGCACAUGAACUAAUGAUCUGUUAAAAAGGUCCACUCAGUAAAUAUUUUAAGAUAAAAAAAAGUUUGAAACAUAGAAAUUAAUUGUACUUUUGAAAAAUAUGUUUAAAAUUAUAUACAACAAAUCAUAUCAGUAGCUUUAUCCAAGGUGUUUUAUUUACUACCUGAUGAAUACUAUUCGCUUUCUUGUAACCUCCGUUAUUGGACACUUUAACUCACAGAAUAAAUAAAUCAUGGAUGAUUGCAAAUAAGGCAUUUCUACAAUGGAAAAACUUUUGCUUUUAUGUGAUGCCACAGCAUAACAAACCAAAAAUGACUGAGGGCAUCUUUAAGCAAUAUAAAAUAUUUUCUAAUGUUAUUAAUUGAAGAUAUUAUAAAGUGUUACCAAGAAAUGUGCUGUUAUGGUGGUUAAAGCUUGAUCUUCUGCAUGUAUAUUUCUGUUACUGAUUCAUAUUGACUCUGGUUACACUUAAUACAUACUCAGCUGUACUGUAUAUAUUUUGUUUACAGAAUGCUCCUAAGUAAUAUUCUGGUAUAUCAUAUUUAUAGCAAAACAUUUAGACAUUAAGACAGAAAUAAAAGCCAAUUUUCUUGGCUCCCAUGAGUGUAAUAAAUGACUAAAAUUA